AUGCAACUAUUAUUAAGAGCUCAGUUCGCGGUGUGGCUAUUUAUUGCCACUGUUUGGGCUAGGGAGUUACAUGGAGGUACAACUGUCGACUGGGGUACCCAAUAUGUCGGUAAUGGUGAUGUCCAUAUUUUCUCUGGGGCCAUUUGGUCUAUCAUCAACAAUGCUGCAUCAGAUUUUCAUGGAAACAUUAGAGUUGAUACAAACGCUGGUCUUUACGUUUCUUCUGUUAGCCCAAAUGUUGCUUUGUCUGCCACUUUGAUGGAUAUGAUUUAUGGCUUUGUUAAUAAUGGAGUUGUAUCCUUUAACGCAAUUAAAGGUGCACCAGGAUAUGUGUUUAUGAUUAUGGGUAACAAGUUUGAAAACAAUGGUGACUUGUUCUUCUCAGCUUCGGGCGAAGGUUCAGUUGUUAGUGGUAUCAAGUCAUUAGACUGGCAUAACAACGGAUUAAUCCAUAUUUAUCAAAAAAUGAAGAGUGAUAGUUACACAUAUUUGGGUAUGGAUGCACAAUCAAUCGUCAACAAUGGUCAAAUCUGUUUCACUAAUCAAAACUGGUAUCAACUCGCAGGUAUGAUGGGCUCAGGUUGUAUUACUGCCCAAGGUAAAUCAUCAUUCUACUUUAUCAAUACCAAUUUAAAAAUAUCUGAGGACGAAAUCUUUUACUUGGCCAACGGUGAAACAUCCAUCAUGGCCGUUGGAUCAAUCAAUGACCCACAAACUUUCCACGUUAGAGGUUUUGGAACAACCAAUGGAGUCGCAAACAAGAUUGGUUUGACUGCUACUUUGUAUUCUUCAGUCCCUGGAAAGAGUCCUUUUAGCUACAACGCGAGAGAUGGUAUUUUGACAUUGUACGUUGGAUUGUACUCACAAAACUUUGAAAUUGGAACUGGAUAUGACUUUACCAAAUUCCAGGUUGUAAGUGAUACAAGUAAGGGAAUUCCAGGAAUUUAUUUGGGUGCCGUGCAAUACAAUGGUCCACCACCAAACCCAGGAAUGCCAUCUGAGUGCAAGCCAUGUAAGUCAAUACCAGGAAUACCAGGAGUUGAUAAUCCACCACCAACUUAUUCAAUUGAAACUGCUCUAGAAACUUCUCAUACAACAACAAGGAAAAAUUCUGAUUCCACUACUGGUGCUGAAACGAAAAGUACUAUAGCAAAGUCCGAGACAUCAGAAAGUUUUGAUUCUACGACAACAAUCACAGACACAACAACAACAACGGAAACAACGAUGGUUACUACCACUUGGCUUGUGACUAAAUCAGAUGGAUCUGUUGAAACUGAAACAGGUAUUGUGACACAGUCGGGCAGUUCAUCGAGUACAAUCAGCACCUUUGGGCCACCAUCUGAGACAGAUACUGAGUCAUACGACUCGACGACAACAAUCACAGACACAACAACAACAACGGAAACAACGAUGGUUACUACCACUUGGCUUGUGACUAAAUCAGAUGGAUCUGUUGAAACUGAAACAGGUAUUGUGACACAGUCGGGCAGUUCAUCGAGUACAAUCAGCACCUUUGGGCCACCCUCUGAGACAAUCACUACCUCAGAAAAUACAUCAGAACCAACUGGUGGCGCAUCUGAACCAACAGGCGAACCUACUGGCAAUGCAUCCGAACCUACUGGUAAUGCAUCAGAAUCAACUGGCAAUGCAUCUGAACCAACUGGUGAUGCUUCUGAACCAACUGGUGAUGCUAUGGACGGUAUUUCUGGAUUAAGUGACUACUCUUCAGAAAGUGGUUCUGGAUCAACUGGUGCUACGGAGCCAACCGGCAAGGUACCCAGCUCUACUGGUGCUGGUACGGACAAUGAAACAGGGACUACUAAAACAGGAACACCUACGAGGCUACCAGAUAUGGGAUCCAACUCCAGACCAGGCCUUAAUACUGGUUCCAAAUCCAAUCAAAGCUCAACCACUAAUGCAGCAGUCGGUACUAAGACUGCUUCUGGUAGUGAUAAUGGUCCAGGCGCUAGUACAGAAGCUGAUGAUGACAAUGGCUCCGGUUCUGAUAAUCGUUCAAGCUCCAAUGCUGGUUCAGGUAGUGACAAUGGUUUUGGUUCUAACGCUGGUUCAGACUCUAGUGUAGGGCUUGAUGGUCAUAAUGAUAUUGGUGCUGGCGUGGAUGACGGCUUAUAUGUUAGUUCUAGUGCUACAGGAGAAGGAACAAAUGCACCUACAGCUGUUAAUGAGUCCACAUUGCCAUCGCAAUCUAUUGAACCUACUUCAACUACUGGUAUUACUUCUUAUGAGGGUUUAGCCUCUGUAUUGAAGGUAUCUCCGACCACAAGUAUAAUUGUGUGCAUCAUGAUGAUGGUGGUCAACUUUUGA
Molecule: messenger RNA, 2325 nt
Organism: Lodderomyces orthopsilosis Co 90-125
Lineage: Eukaryota; Fungi; Ascomycota; Pichiomycetes; Serinales; Debaryomycetaceae
Exons: 1
Coding region: 1-2325 (774 amino acids)
Source: RefSeq, a predicted model, not a curated record